UGGGGAGGCUCCGUUAUCACCGCCGCAGGGUUGAACCAGAGAGAGAAAGGGGGAUCUCUGUCAGUUCCUCCAUGGCUGCCUCGUCGUCUUCAUCUGAUUCUUCGUCUUCGUCUUCGUCUUUGUCUCAUCGAGAUCGUCGUCGCCGCCAUAGACACAAAGACGCUCUUAAGAUUCGUAAUAAAAGCCGCUCUCGAACGAAGCGCAGACAGAGGCAUCACUCAUCCGAUGGUUACUCUUCUUCUUCUUCUUCAUCUUCGGAAGGUUACAGUAGUAUAAGUUCUUCUGAGAGUGAGCAUGAGGCAUCCAAUCAUUCAAGGAAACACAAACAGAGUGACAAAACAAGAAAGACCAAAGAAAAGGACAGAAGCAAGAGCCAUCGGCACAAGCGCCAUAAGCAAAAAGUUAAAGAGAAGCAGCAGAAUGAGAGGAGCAGCAGCCCUGUGCAGCUGUCCAAGUUCUUAGGGCGUGACAAGGAAGAUGGUGUCCGCCGCAGUGCUAUAUCAGGCAAAAAGAUUCUGUUGAAGCUUGAGAAAUCAAAGGAGGACAAGCUGGCAGAGAACAACCGCAAUGAAUUGCUCAAGUUUUUGAAUGCUAGUUAUGAUUGAUCAAAAUAGGAUUGAAGAGGGAUUCUGGCUUCAACAGAAACUCUAUUUUAUUUUUGGACAUAAUGACCAAACGGCAUCUGAAGUUUUUAUUAUUCACCAUGUUAUUACGCUUACUUGUCAUGUUUGUGUAUGCAUUGACAAAUAAUCUAUAAGGGUUUAUUUUUAUAUCCUAGGGCUUUUGGUGAAGAUCUAAAUUGAAUACUACUUUGUUCUUCCUCGUG
This is a messenger RNA of Nelumbo nucifera (sacred lotus), 826 nucleotides long. RefSeq lists its product as uncharacterized. The record is from RefSeq and is a predicted model, not a curated record. NCBI's taxonomy places the organism in Eukaryota, Viridiplantae, Streptophyta, Magnoliopsida, Proteales, Nelumbonaceae.